Molecule: messenger RNA, 1455 nt
Organism: Quercus robur (English oak)
Lineage: Eukaryota; Viridiplantae; Streptophyta; Magnoliopsida; Fagales; Fagaceae
Product: GATA transcription factor 5-like
Exons: 3
Coding region: 79-1209 (376 amino acids)
Biological process (GO): regulation of DNA-templated transcription
Molecular function (GO): sequence-specific DNA binding; zinc ion binding
Source: RefSeq, a predicted model, not a curated record
GAAAAUUAAAUUGAGAGAGAGAGAGAGACAAAAACGGGUACUUUAGUAAGAGCCACGGACGCUUUCCUUUCUUAUUCAAUGCUUUACCGAACUCACCACCCCUUUUUCUUCCAAUUCCACACCUUUACUUCUUCCAACCCACCCUCUUCUGCACCCACCACUACCACCAUCACUACGUCUCUCCCUUCUCUUCCUUUUCAAACUUAUCGUUCUGUUCAGUGCAAAACGGAAAUGGAAUGCGUGGAAGCGGCUUUGAAAACCAGUUUUAGGAAAGAAAUGGCCUUGAAACCAACCCCACAGGCGGCUUCUGAAGAGUUGUGGGCAGUGAAGGAGCAAAAUGGCUUGGCUUGUGACGAUUUUUUUGUAGAUGAACUCCUUGACUUGUCUAACGAAGAUGGGUUUGUGAAAGAAGAAGAAGAGGUAAAAGAUAAAAGCUUUGUCUCUGACCACGAAAAUUCCAACACCAAAACCACUACUUUCACUGCCAGCAAAGACGAGUUUGGCUCCGUACCCACAAGCGAACUCGGCGUUCCGGCGGAUGAAUUAGCGGACUUAGAAUGGCUAUCCCAUUUUGUUGAGGAUUCUUUCUCGGAAUUCUCUGAGCCUUAUCCGACCGUUAUUUUAACCGACAAGCCCAAAGUGCCUGAGCCAGAACCUGAACCUGAACCGGAAAAGCCGUGUUUCAAGACUCCGGUUCCGGCCAAGGCUAGAAGCAAACGCACUCGAACCGGCGGUCGAGUUUGGUCUCUUGGGUCCCCUUCGCUUACAGAGUCUUCUUCGAGUUCAACAACCACCUCUUCGUCCUCAUCUUCGUCUCCUUCAAGCCCUUGGUUCAUCUACGUUAAUCCAGGGCAGAACCUCGAGCCGGUUUACGCUGAAGCACAACCGCCGGUGAAGAAGCAGAAGAAAAAACCCAAGGAAACUGUGGGUGGAACCCAGACUCCGAGGCGGUGCAGCCAUUGCGGUGUGCAGAAGACACCACAGUGGAGAACCGGUCCACUAGGAGCCAAAACUCUUUGUAACGCUUGCGGUGUUCGGUUCAAGUCGGGUCGGCUCUUACCCGAAUACAGACCCGCUUGUAGCCCGACUUUCUCGAACGAGUUGCACUCCAACCACCACCGUAAAGUGCUGGAGAUGCGGCGGAAGAAGGAAGUGCCGGACGUGACGACUCAGUCCAGUUUGGCUCCUGCGGUUGUGCCCAGUUUUUGAGUAAUAUUAUAUUUUUUUCUUAAAAAAAAAAAAAAAAAAUUAAUCUAGUUAGAUUAAAAAUAGGGAACAGAGAAGAUAGGAAAAGAACCGGAGACAUUGAUGAGUGAACCCGGUUCGAACGGGCCCCUAGUUUAGUGUACAUUUUUUUCCAUGGUGGGUGAGGUAGGUUGAUUAGGCAUGUAAGUGAUUAGGAAGACUUUAAUAUGUAUUUUUUUUUUUAAUUAUUACUUAGUAUUUUUCUAUUUA